Messenger RNA from Erythranthe guttata (spotted monkey flower), 3041 nucleotides. RefSeq names its product Pentatricopeptide repeat (PPR) superfamily protein (gene EMB175). Gene Ontology annotation, molecular function: zinc ion binding; RNA binding; protein binding. NCBI's taxonomy places the organism in Eukaryota, Viridiplantae, Streptophyta, Magnoliopsida, Lamiales, Phrymaceae. Gene Ontology annotation, biological process: RNA modification. The record is from RefSeq and is a predicted model, not a curated record.
GAUUUUUCAUUUUAGGAAUAAAAUUGUUUUAUUGAGAAAAAUGGCAUCUCAUUUCAUUUGAGUUUAAUUAUGCUUGGCUUGGCGCCUCACUUCAAUGGCAGCCCUUAUCCACCACCACCACUGCCAUCAUCCUGCCACCGCCUCCGCCGCCAUCUCUUCUCCGUCUCACCGCCGUCUGAAACCCUUUACGCCUUCACAGGUCACUUCUUAUCUUUCUCCCUCUAAAACCCCUCUUUCUCUCUCCUCCUCCAAUCCCCAUUUCUUCCCAUACCCAUCAUUUUCUCUCUCCAAAUUUUCUUCUACCCCAAAGAAGCUUGAUAACUCUCAACCGUUAUCGAACCAUGAGCUCUCUCGUCUUCUUAAAUUGUCCAUCGAAUACGCCGAUAUUCAGCUCGGUAAAGCAGUCCAUGCUUCGGUUCUCAAAUUCGAACAAGACGUUCGCUUAUUUAAUUCUCUCAUUACUUCUUAUUUCGAAUUGGGUAAGUUGAAUUAUGCUGAGAGAGUUUUCGAUUCGAUUUUAGCCCCAGAUGUUGUUUCCUACACUGCUAUGAUUUCGGGUUUGGCGAAAUCGAAUUGCGAGAACGAAGCCCUAGGGUUCUUCUUUGAGAUGAGAGAUUCCGGCAUUGAACCCAAUGCCUACUCUUUCGUUGCCCUGUUGACUGUUUGUAUGCGAUUGAUAGAUUUACGAUUGGGUUUCCAAGUUCACGCCUUGUCGAUUAAAACGGGCCAUAUCAAUUCUACUUAUGUGGCCAAUGCAGUUAUGGGAUUGUAUACUAAGUGCAGUUGUUUGGAUUAUGUCGUCAAACUGUUCGAUGAAAUGUCCGAAAGGGACGUUGCUUCUUGGAAUACUGUAAUUUCGUGUGUGGUAAAGGAUGGUAUGCAUGAAAGAGCAUUUGAAUUGUUUCAUCGUAUGCUGGCUGUGGAGAGUUUUAGAGUUGAUUACUUUACACUUUCAAGUCUCGUGAUUUCAUGUGCAAGAUGUUUUGCAAAAAAGGAAGGCGCUGCAAUCCAUGCAUAUGCGCUCAAAAUAGGGUACGGAACAAAUUUGAGUGUGAAGAAUGCCCUGAUCGAGUUCUACGCAAAGUGUGGAUGUGUGGAAGAUGUUGAAACUUUGUUCAACAGGAUGCAUGUACGCGAUGUUUACACAUGGACUGAAAUGAUCGAUGCUUAUAUGGGAUUUGGGAAUGUCGAUUCGGCUCUGGAGAUUUUUAGUAAGAUGCCCGAUAGAAAUUGCGUCACGUACAAUGCUCUAUUAGCUGGAUUUUGCCAAAACGGAGAAGGAUUUAGGGCGUUGCGGUGGUUCUGCAGAAUGGUGGAGGAGGGCAUGGAGAUAAGUGACUUCACUUUGACUAGCGUUCUACAUGCUUGUGGAUUGGUCAAAGAUUCGAGAUCCAGCGAACAAAUUCAUGCCUUUGUUCUCAAGAUAAAAUCCAGCACCAACAAUCACAUCAAGGCAGCGUUGCUCGACAUGUGUACAAGGUGUGGCAGAAUGGAGGAUGCCGAGAGAAUAUUCCAUCAUUCGACGCUCGAACGGAGCAGUUCGAUUAUGCUGACGGCAAUGAUUUGUGGGUACGCCCGAAACUCCGAGCCGGAAAAAGCAAUCUCCUUAAUCUGCCAAUGGCUACACCAAGUACACGAUGAUGUCGUGGAUGAAGUGGCAAUAGCUUCGAUUCUUGGAGUGUGUGCAGAUUUAGGGUUCCGGAAACUAGGGGAGCAAUUUUAUUGCCGUGCGUUGAAAUGUAGUUUGUUGCAUGAUAUUGGAGUUGGUAAUGCUGUAAUUAGCAUGUAUUCGAAAUGUGGCGACAUGGAGGAAGCAAAUAAGGUGUUCGAUAAAAUGCCUGCGCACGAUAUAGUUUCUUGGAACAGUCUUUUGGCUGGAUAUAACGUUAAUCGGCAGGGUGGAAAAGCCUUGGAAGUGUGGAAGAAGAUGCAAAGAGGGAAAAUUCAACCAGACACAGUUACAUGUGUGUUAAUUAUUUCAGCUUAUCGCCACACUAACUCUAAUUUAAUCGAACACUGCAAAGACUUCUUUCGGUCGAUGAAGCCCGUUUACAACAUCGAACCCAAUUCAGACCACUACGCAUGUUUGGUUGGUGUUUUGGGCAACUGGGGUCUUCUAGAAGAAGCAGAGGAAUUAAUCGAGAAUAUUCCGUUCGAGGAGACUGCCUCCGUUUGGCGGGCCCUGCUUGAUAGUUGCGGAAUUCACAAAAACGCCAUUAUCGGAACAAGGGCUGCCAAGAAGAUACUGAGCAUGGAGCCGCAAGAUCCGUCGACGUACAUAUUAAAAUCGAAUCUUUACUCUGCUUCCGGAAGGUGGAACUGCUCGGAAUUUGUUAGGGAAGAGAUGAAAGAAAGAAGGUUCCGGAAGUUCCCGGGUAGGAGUUGGGUUAUCGAUCAAGAAGAGGUACAUUCGUUUUUUGCUAGGGAUAAGUCGCAUCCAGAAUCGAAGGACAUUUACAGUGUGCUUGAUAUAUUGUUUAUGGAGUGCUUGAGAGCGGGGUAUAAACCCGAUACGAGCUUUGUGCUGCACGAUGUGGAGGAGCAUCAGAAGGUGAAUUUCCUCUUGUGCCAUAGUGCGAAAUUAGCCGUUUCGUUCGGUCUAAUCACGACUAGGGUUGGAAAACCGGUUAGGGUGGUUAAGAAUAUACAUAUGUGUGGGGAUUGCCAUACUUUCUUGAAGUAUGUUACGGUUGUUACGAAGAGGGAGAUACACGUGAGAGAUGCUUCUGGUUUUCACUGCUUUGCUGAUGGUGAAUGCUCUUGCAGAGAUAACUGGUGAUGCAAUUCUUUAUUUAUUUAUUUAUUAGUUUUAUUAGUGUGUUACUGUUUUUAUUUUGUCCUAGAAGCUUCGGAUUAAGUAAUUUGUCUGAAGCUAAUGUUAACAUAUAUGUAAGUAUAAUAUAAUAUGCAGAGUUGUAAAGCAAACUUCUUUACAUUUUUGUGGUGAGCUCAGAUUUAGUUUUCUUUUGUUCCAUCUCCAUGGAGAGGGUCUUUUUGUCAUAUAUUGGAAUACUUUAUUGCUAUUAGUAUUUUUUUUGUUA